This is a messenger RNA of Ochotona princeps (American pika), 3232 nucleotides long. RefSeq names its product SURP and G-patch domain containing 2 (gene SUGP2). Gene Ontology annotation, molecular function: RNA binding. The transcript has 11 exons. Gene Ontology annotation, biological process: RNA processing. The record is from RefSeq and is a predicted model, not a curated record. Gene Ontology annotation, cellular component: nucleoplasm. Lineage: Eukaryota; Metazoa; Chordata; Mammalia; Lagomorpha; Ochotonidae. Bases 105 to 3155 code for a protein of 1016 amino acids.
CGCCGCGCGGCGCUGCGGGGACGGUUGGCGUGCGGCCGUGCGCGGGCCCCGCCUCCCGGGGCGGCGGCGGCGGAGGCGCCUGAGGCGGCCGGGGUGGGUAAGGCAUGACAGCCAGACGAAUGACGCUGGGCGGCCUGGACGUGGUGCUGCAGGAGAAAGCCCGGGGGUACCUCGUGGACCCCAGCGGGGAGGCUUGCGGCGAGAGGAUGCCGUUCAAACCACAAGAUAUCUUGCGGACGCUCCCGAGACCCAGGGCGGGGAUGUACCAGGGCCUCCACGGCGGCUUUCUGGGCCCCUCCAGCGAGGCGGGCCGCGAAGGCCUGCGCGGAGGCGUGUUCCCAGGGCCGGCCUUCAGGCCUGGCAACCCGGCCUGCGGCGACGACAGCUGCUUCCAGCAAGAAGGCACCCGCACCCUGGAACUGUCGCACUCUGACGCCCAGGAGCAGGCAUUCGGCCCCCAGAAGGCGGGGACGUUACGCAUCCAGGACCGGAAGUUUGCGUUGCAAGGCUCCUGGGAGCACGCGGUGGCUCAGCAGGCCUGGCCCCGCAGCCUGGGGCCCUUCAGCCUCCCCAGGGUGCUGGAGAAGGAGGCUCUGGAGAAAGAAAGUCGGGGCUAUGCCGGGGACGGCCCAGGGGAGACCGAGGCGCUGCUCAGGGCCGCUGGUGGUGGCACUCUGGAGGCCCAGGGCCUGCUCCCCCCGGAGGCGGGCACCGGAAAGCUGGGCUCUCUGAGGAAUGUGAGCUCCGAAAAAGGACCCUCCAAAACUCAGGGCACGAGCCAAAGCCAGAAAAACAGCCCCAGUCCAGAUGUGACGCUCGGAGCCGGCCCGGGACCGGAAGACAUCCAGUUCCCCGCGCAGCAGGUGCCCCUGGGGCUCGAGCUGAAGAGCGCUCGCUUCCGGCGCCGGAGGAUGCACUUUGAGGCCGUGGACAAGGCCGACGUGUUCUCCCGCUUCGGCCUCGAGAUCAUCAGGUGGGCGGGCUUCCACACCGUCAGGGACGAUGUCAAGUUCUCACAGCUCUUCCAGACCCUGUUUGAGCCCGAGACGGAGACGUGCGCCAAGACCCUGGCCUCCUUCAAAUGCUGCCUGAAGCCGGAGCACCGCGACUUCUGCUUUUUCACCAUCAAGUUCCUGAAGCACGCGGCCCUCAAGACGCCUCGGGUGGACAAUGAGUUCUUGAACCUGCUCCUGGACAGAGGUGCCGUGAAGACCAAAAAUUGCUUUUUUGAGAUCAUCAAGCCCUUCGACAAGUACAUGAUGCGGCUGCAGGACCGGCUGCUGAAGAGCGUGACGCCCCUGCUCAUGGCCUGCAACGCCUACGAGCUGAGCGUCAAGAUGAAGACCCUCACCAGCCCCCUGGACUUGGCCGUGGCCCUGGAGACCACCAACUCCCUCUGCCGCAAGUCUCUGGCCCUCCUGGGCCAGACGUUUUCCCUGGCCUCAUCUUUCCGCCAGGAGAAAAUUCUAGAAGCGGUGGGCCUGCAAGACAUUGCCCCCUCCCCGGCCACAUUCCCCAACUUCGAGGACUCCAUGCUGUUUGGGCGUGAGUACGUCGAUCAUCUGAAGGCCUGGCUGCUCGCCAGCGGCUGCCCACUGCGGGUCAAGAAGGCCCCGCCCGAGUCCACGCCACAGGAGCAAGAGAUGGUUCUUCCCCCCACGCCCCAAGUCCAGGUCACGGCUUCCCAGCGCGUGAGCGGCGCCGUCCCCCAGCGGGCAGACCACCGGGUGGUGGCCGCCAUCGAGCAGCUCGUGGCGCGUGUCGUCGAAGGCAGCCUGUCCCCCAAGGAGAGAGCCGCGCUGCAGGAGGACCCUGCCUACUGGUUUCUUUCCGAUGAAGACAGCCUGGAGUACAAGUAUUACAAGCUGAAGUUGGCAGAAACACAGCGCCUGAGCCAGACCCAGCGAGGAGCGGGCGGCGGGCAGAAGCCCACGGCGGUGGAGUGUGCGGUGCGGGCCAUGCUGUACGCGCGGGCCGUGCGCAGCCUUAAGAAGAAACUCCAGCCCUGGCAGCGCCGGGGACCCCUCCGGCCUCAGGGGCUCCGCGGCCGGAAGGCCGAGCGGGUGACCGCCGGGACACAGACCCCCGUGGCCUCUGGCGUCAGGCUGAAGCACCCCAGCCGGCAGGCCCCAGGCACCUCCCCGGCAAAACUCGAUGCCAACGCUGCUGCCCAGGGCUGCCCGCCCGACCCAGCCUCAGGGCCGUCCCCCGAGCUGGCUGGAGCCCCCCGCAUCUCCUCUCCUUGCCUCUCCGCCGACGUGGACCUCAAGACGCUGCAGACUGCCGAGAAACUGGCCAGGUUCGUGGCUCAGGUGGGACCAGAAAUCGAGCAGUUCAGCAUAGAAAACAGUGCCGACAACCCCGACCUGUGGUUCCUCCGUGACCCAGACAGCUCCGCUUUCAAGUUCUACCGCAAGAAAGUGCUUGAACUGUGCCCAUCUAUUCGCUUCAGCUCCUCUCCCACCGCCCUCCAAGCCGACACUGACCACGAAAGCAGGCAGGCUCUGGCGGACCCCGAGACCGCCCAGCAGGAGGCUGGACCCAGGAGCCCCACGGCGCUGCUGGAGGAGGAGGAAGAGGGGGAUGAGGAGGAAGAGGAGGAUGAGGAGGCCCCUGGUCGCCAGGGGAGGGCCAGCAGGUCCGAGCACUCGGAGGGCAGCCCCUGUGCUGACGGCCUCCCCGGAGCAGCUACUGAGGGUGAGCCGGCCGCGGGGUCCGGCCAGUCCCAGGCCGCCUCGGGCAGCUGCUUCCCCCGGAAGAGGAUGAGCAGCAAGUCCCUGCGGGUUGGCCUGAUCCCGGCCCCCAAGAGGGUGUGCCUCGUGCAGGAGCCAGAGGUCCACGAGCCCGUGCGUAUCGCCUACGACAGGCCCCGGGGACGGCCCGCCGCCAGGAAGAAGAAACCCAAGGACCUUGAGUUUGUCCAGCAGAAGCUGACCGACAGGAACCUCGGCUUCCAGAUGUUACAGAAGAUGGGCUGGAAGGAGGGCCGGGGGCUGGGCUCCUGCGGGAAGGGCAUCCAGGAGCCCGUGAGCAUGGGCCCGGCCUCCGAAGGGGAGGGCCUGGGGGCCGACGGGCAGGAGCAGCAGGAGGACACGUUCGACGUGUUCCGCCAGCGCAUGAUGCAAAUAUAUCGCCACAAGCGGGCCGGCAAGUAGGGCCUCUCCCCGCGAGGACGGCAGUGGUGGACAGCGCUCGGCCGCCGGCCACUGCGCAUGCGCACCGUCCCCAGCGC